This is a messenger RNA of Camelina sativa (false flax), 506 nucleotides long. The record is from RefSeq and is a predicted model, not a curated record. NCBI's taxonomy places the organism in Eukaryota, Viridiplantae, Streptophyta, Magnoliopsida, Brassicales, Brassicaceae.
UCUCUCGGCUAUCUUAUGUCAUUCCAAAGCUCAACAAAACACCAAUGUCUCAACCCCUAAAUCAGGCAGCCAUUGAUGAAGCAAUAGCAUUAGGGAUAGAUUUGCAGUUUGAUGAUUUAUACCACCCUGAUGAAAUUGCGUUAAAAAUUAAACAAAGAGAAGAAGCGCUUUCUAUACAAGCAGAUGAAGAAUAUGCAAAAAUGUUGCAAUUACAAUUACAGGAAGAUGAAGAAUUUGUAAAAAAUUUGCAUGCCAUUUCCAUGGAAGAAAAUCCUCCGAACAAUUUUCAAUCCUUAGAUGUUCCUUCGACUAGUAGAGGAAGUAGUUUACCUAAUCAAACUGCUACUACUGAGAACAACAAUCCAGAAAAUGAAAUAGAAGAAUUAACCGAGGAAGUUAGUAAAGAAGGAUUACCAGAAAAUGUUAUCUCUGGAUUACCAACUCAAAAGUACCGUCGCAAAACCUGGUGGAGAAGGAGAUCAUUUGUUCCUGAUAAAAACGAGUAA